Bathycoccus prasinos is the source of this 2238-nucleotide messenger RNA. RefSeq lists its product with no specific name. NCBI's taxonomy places the organism in Eukaryota, Viridiplantae, Chlorophyta, Mamiellophyceae, Mamiellales, Bathycoccaceae. The transcript has 2 exons. The record is from RefSeq and is a predicted model, not a curated record. The coding region runs from base 1 to 2238 and encodes 745 amino acids.
AUGUCCCGCCAGGUCGGGUUUAACCUGGAGAGCAUAUCUUUAUCCUCUUCUUCUUCUUCAGAGGAGGAGGAGGAGGAGGAGGACGAUGCGUGUGUUUUCGAAGCGCGAACGAAGGAAGAAACGGAAACGAGGAAAGUUUUGCGUUACGACGCGGAGGAUGUCACGACGACGACGAAGAACAAUCAUCAUCAUCAUCCGUUCGCGUCGUCGAACAAGGGCGAAAGUGGUACUCUUCUGGAUGCGCACGAGAGAAACGUCCGAGAAGUUUUGAGGAAAGCGAUUUGCGUCGACGAAGAAGGAGAGUAUUCGUCCGAUUUUGAAGAAGAAGAGGAAAAAAGGACGGAGGAAGCGACGAAAGAAGACCGAGAGAAAGAAGAAGAGAAAGAAGACUUUAACGCAGCGCCGGCAUCGACGACAACAACGACGACGACAGCGACGUUUUUGGGACCGAAGCCACCGCCGAGACGGUUUCAGUCGGCGUUUGACAUCGCUCGAAAAGCGCUGAGAAGAGAGGAACAUUUUUUAUCGGCGACGACGACGAUUCAGACGACGAGUACUGAUGCAACGCUCGUCGUGGACGCGCACGCGUUUGGCGGGAAAGCAUUUCGCGGGUCGUGGGCGGGAACGUCCGGGAGAUUUGCGUUUUGCGACGGGUCGAAGAUUGUCGAGCGAGCGGUCGUACCAGUUGAAGAUGUUUGUGGACUCGAAGGCGAGGAAGAUGGUGUAGACGAAGAGGAAGCGAAGAGAGCGAUGAUGACGUUCCAAGCGCGGGCGAUUAAGAACGGUUUGAAAUGUUUCGAGGCGUUUUCGGAAAAAGAGGUGGAUCCUCGAUGCCGUUUAACCGUUCCCGCCGAGGACGUGAAGGAGUUUUGUCGAGUGCAUUGCGAAGCGUUAGCGAACGCGUUGAUGUUGUUGAAUAAUAGCGGUGAUGGUAGUAAUAGUAAUAGCAACGCCGACGACGAGUACGGUUGCAAAACGAGACGACGACAACGAAUCGCGAGCAAAACGAAACGAGCGAUUGAGUUGUGGGACCUUCUGGAGCUUUUAUACAAGAAGGACGAACUCGGCGCGCAGAGAGGUUCCGCCGCGGAUACGUUUCGACGCAAACAAAGUCUGAGCAAAUGGUUGAAAAGAUCUUUGAAACGCGCGGAGAUGGAGAAGGCGUUGGAAAUGGACGCGCAACCGAUGGAUUUUGACGACGACGACGACGACGACGACGACAACAACGACAAAAAAGAGAAGAACAACGAUCCAGUCUCUGUGGCAUUGUCGCGUAACGAUAUCGUUUUAGCGACGCAAUUAGCUUUGAACGAUGGCGACAUGCGAUUAGCAACCAUCAUCGCGCAAACUGGGGCGAGCGAUAACAUCAAAAAUCUCGCCAACGCGCAGUUGAACACGUGGGAGAACGCGUUCGGUACCGCGACGAACAAGUACAUCCCCGCCGCCACUCGAAGCGUGAUGGAACUCCUAGCGGGUAGAGUGGAAACGACGUCGAGCGAAGACGGAACCUCGAGAAAUGCGACGCCAGAAACGAAGGAUUGGAUCGAAAAUCUUUCCAGGCGCGUGUGGUUUCAUCACAACGUCGCGGAGACGACGGAAAAGAUUUUAGAAAGGUACGAGAGAGACAUUCUAGAGGACAAAAACGGAAUUUUGAAAGAUUCUGCCGCCGCGCUCUUCCCGCACCCGAGCGGCGUGAGUCAAGACGCGUUGGUUGAACACAAGUGCGAAGGCAUCGUGAAGGAUGCUAGAUACGACGCUUUGCUGUUAACUUCUUUAUCUUCUGCUUCUUCUUCAGCCACCGCCGCCGGCGGCGCGAGGAAUACCAGCAGUUCGAACGGACAUCCGUUCCAUCAGCUCGGCUUUGGCGAAGACUUUUUGGAGUUUUCAAACUCGUGGAUGGCGACGCAGUUCGUCCUCUCGCAACAAUCAUCGUCGAAAGCGUCCGCGUCGUUGUUGUCACGCAGAGGUGACCAGUACACCGAGAAUCUCAUCGGUCAAAUCUCCCAACUCAACGCGUAUUUCGCGAGCGAGGACGAGAAAAAUAACGAAGAAAACAGGCUGCCUAAGAUUGAGUGCGACUGGCUUCUUUUCGUCGCUUUAUUCAUUCGAGACGACUCGAAACGCGAACGCGCGUGUAAACGAAUUCUCACGGAGACCGUAACCGAGUGGAGAAAGUCAGCGGUGAAAUUAGACAUUCUUGCGCGGAAAUUCCAAAUGCCCAAGAAAUGCCGGUACUGA